GCGCGUGUGUGUGUGUGUGUGUGUGUGUGUCUUCAUCUCGGGCUGUUUUUAUAGGCCAUGUCUCAGAGGAGGGCAGCUGCUGGGUGAUGAUUGGCACCCUGUUCCCGAUCUCCUUCCCUUACACUUCCUGUCUUCCUGUGGCUGAACCAAUAGCGCUGCUGAGUGACUGCAAAUCCAAUCAGGAUUUCAGGGGGUCUAAACAACCUCUUUUCAUGUAAAUGUCUAAUGGCCCCUUUGUGUCAAGCACGGCUCACGCUGCGCCCUCAGAGAGAGCGUGGUGAGAAAGCUGCACGCACCUUUUUAAAAGAAUAAUCCGAGGACUGAUUGGGCCUUUAUGGCAACGAGAUUCCGGCUGAUAUCCUUUCUUUCCUGCUUCUCUGAAAAUGAAGACAAGAUUGCUGCACCUUCACAUCCAAGCGACAUAAACAGAUCAAUUAAGACACACAUGCACACUCCCCACACCGCAGCCUCUGAAGGUCAGAGCUGGGGCUGCUGCAUGCUCCUUUCAUCUGCUUUCAUUUAUUUAAUGCAGACUAUGUGUAAUUUAUUAUAUUUGAUAUUCCAUUAAUCCCAAACCAACAGCGACAUGCUUGAAACAAACGUAAACACUUGUCAUUAAAUUAGCUGCUCUCACAGUUGCUGCAGGAAAGACAAACUGCAGCGUUGAGCUGCUGGAUGUCAGCUCGGUGCCAACACCUUGUUUCCCUUAAUGCUGCAGCCUGGGCACAAGUCUGCAGCAUCACAGCAAGCACAUCUGGAUACUUUUUUUUCUAUCCUAAAAAAUUUCAAGAAGCACCUUCCUGUAUUCUCACCAUAUGUGUUUGCUUCUGAUAUACGCAGUAAUGUGUAAAAGAUGAUGUUCCACUGCACUCGGGCCAGCCAGCCAGGCCGGUAUUUGUAGCUGUGUGAUUCUUACCAGCUGCAGCUCGCACACUGAGCAGGUAGAAGAAAGACUUGAUGCAGCAGCAGUGAAAACCUACCAGCCCUUAGCUGCAGUUAAAAGACUGAAAGAGUUUUUGGUUGGUGUUACAGCACAGCUGCACUUGAUGGCAGCUUCUGUGGGUACAGUAUGAGCUGCUCAGAUUGACAGGAACAUUUCCCAGGCUUCAUGUGGUAUUUAUCAGAGAGCUCUGGUAAUCUGAGCCGAGGGAUUUCUUGGAGAAUUAGCGGCGAUCAGAAAUGUAAGGCAUGCAGAAAUGUUGGGGCUCCACAUGAAGGAGGAUCCAGCAGGCAGCAAAAUGAUGUUUGCGAGUGUCUGAGUUUCAGUCACACACGUUGGUGUCCUACUAAGUGAUGUGUCACACCCUCCACAGGCAGGUCCAUUAAUCAUUAGGGGAAGAACAACAAAGCUGCCACUCCUGCACACCUGAUAGAAACACAGCACUGUGACGCCACAGUGUAAUAAACACCAACGUGACUGAAGCUUAGUUUACACCACAUUCCUAUCUGUUCAAUAAAUACAUGCUCAUAAGUUUUGGUCAGCAUGAUUCACCAGCAAAGCUGUGAUGUCAUUUUAAUCUCAGUGUUACUGUAAUUGUUACAUUUGUACUAUUUUCCAGAUGUAACAACACUGAAAGUCUUUCUUCCUGGACACGAUGAAUGUUCUUUCCUCAGAAAUGCCCCGUCACACAUAACUGACCUUCAGCUACGUGUCUGUACGUCACUGUGUGAUUGUACAAAACCUUUCUAAGCACAGUUUGAAAUCAGGUGCUUUUAUUGUGAAAGAUUGACGGUGUUAAGAACAAGUUAAAGCAGAAUGUGGUUUCGCUGCAGAUGUAGUUGGUCGUGUUGUCAGAUAUUCAGUCGCCUCAAGGUGCUUUAUACUGUAAGGUAGACCCAACAAUAACACAUACAGACAAAAACCCAACAAUCAUACGAGCCCCUGUGAGCAGAGGAAAAACUCCUUUUAACAGGAAGAAACCUCCGGCCCAUCCAGGCUCAUCUUGGGGUGAAAGCUGUGCGUCCGACUGCAUCUGGUGCCAGUUACAGAGCAGUGGGCGUCCAGUAUUGUGGACGGACUCGUUUAUUUAGCCUCUAUCUGUGGCGUGUCUGUGAAUGUGUCAGUGAUUGUAGAGGAAAACCUCGACAGGAACUAGAUUCCCAUUUAUGAGAAAGGUUAGAUGUGUUUGGAGUGCCUGACAUUUUCUGUGUGUGAUGACAUCUGUGGUAUGCAGGGUUGGGUUACCUGUUUCCACAUCAAUACCAGUGCCUUCAACACAGUGUUUGAACUGGUAGGUCUCAGGGUAAGGAUCAUCGUGGCAUUAUUUAAAUCAUUUUUUUGUCAUCAGUGAGGUGAGUCAUGGCGUGGUGAUGCACAGCGAGGGCAUCCUGUAAGUAUUAAUAGAAGGACUGUUGUCCUGUAUUAGCUCCAGGGUGACAUUUCUGACAUUCCUCAGGAUUAAAAGAAAUGAUGAUUUAAUCCAACGUGAUAAUAGAGAUAGUAUGGUCUCAUGCAAGAGCGAGAAGCUAUUUUUAACAGCAGACGUUACUCGUGCAUCGUUUGCUCUUCAUACAAAUACCUCCGGUUGCAGCAAGUGUUGUAAUAAUGAAAAGGGCAGCGGCACAAAGGUGGAGGAGAGUCAACACAAACUGAAGAGGGGAGAUGUAUUUAUGGAAGCUGCACUGAGCGCUGACACCUACACACACACACCUCCACAGUGAACAGGUCACAGUGACACAUGGCAGUUUUAAAUGUGGCUGAAUGACAACACCUAGCCUGAAGACAUGUACAGACCUGCAGGUGUGCUUCUCCGGUUCCUCUAAUUCCGUCUCUGGCAGCUGACAGACAUUCAGAUUCCUGAAACUGGUGUGCCUCAAUUAGUUAGAGCGUCCUUACUGUCAGCUUCCACGGCUGCAGGGCUGACGCCUGGGAAACAGCUCAUAAGCCCUAAAAGAGUAGAUACGUUUUAGAGUUAUUGAUCUGGCAGCGCGGUGGUUAGCACUGUCGCCUCGCAGCAAGACGGGUUCAAUCCCACCAUCAGGCCGGGGUCUUUCUGUGUGGAGUGUUCUCCCCGUGUUUGUGUGGGUUCUCUCCGGGCACUCCGGCUUCCUCCCACAGUCAUGACAUGCAGUUAGUGGGGAUAGGUUAAGUGGAAAUUGCCCGUGAGUGUGAAUCUAUGUGUUAGUCCUGCGACAGGCUGGCGACCUGUUCGGGGUGUACGCCGCCUCUCGCCCUAAGACAGCUGGGAUAGGCUCCAGCGCCCCGCGACCCUGAAAAGGAUACGUGGACGAGACUGGAGGAUACGAUCUGGACUUAAGAGAGUUGCCAACAAAACAAUGUAACAACUUUUAGUAAUGUGACGUCUUAUUGGUUUCUUUUUGUUCGGGUAAAGAGCCCAAAUGUGACACCUUUCCCUGUGAAGCUUCUACUUGAGGUGCAUUUUUAAAGAGUUUCACAUUGAGGCUCAGCAGAACAAAGAAACUCCGGGCCCUUUGAUAUCUGUAUUUAAAAAAAGAUUUUUAUUUCCAAGCAAGAGCAAUUCAAUCCAUGACAAAUCCCAUUUACUUGAAAAGUCAAAUCUCGGCGCUAAAGGCUUACAGGGCGAGCUUGAAACGAGGAACGCUGUCUGCGUACAUCUGCGUUAAACCCCCCAGUUUUUAUCUUUUUGGCCCCUUCAGCUCCUUUAACUCCACUUUUUCCAGUGAAAGCUGCUGUCAAUCACCCUCAGAAUUAAAAAAAGCUAAUCAUCUCUUUGCAGUGGGAGACGCACCUUCAGUGGGUUUUUGUGGAAAAGGAUCAAACAGGCUGCUGAGCAUUUUGUGUCCCGCAGCCGGAUGCGCAGCCUCACAGGUGCUCUCUUCAGGGGAAUCUAGUGUUUCACAGGGAAGCGUUUCAGCUCAGUGAAUAUCAAUCACAGACACACACUCCACAUAUGUGUGUCUGCGUCUCCCCCGAUGCAGUAUUCACAGUGGCAUUGAAUCGUAGGGAGUGAGUCAUCCCUGGAGGUAUUGUUCUGUUGGCCAAUCAAAGCGAUGGAUGGAUGUCCGGUGUUUAGAGUCUCCCUCUGUGCGGCAUGCGAAGCAGGAAAAUGUGUGUUGCAGGAGGUCGUGGUGCAGCUUGCUCAAUUGUUUUCAGUUUCUGUUACUCUCAGCUUGACAGUAAAUUUCCAUUCCUGUCCUCUGAAACCCAGAAAACUCAAGACGGCUUCACACGAGUACGUUUCUACAAAGACUGGCUCCAAAUCACCAGGAAACCUACUCUAUAAUAUCCUGAUGAUGAUUUUUCAUCUGUAGCUUCAUGGUGGCAGCUCCCAUCUUUGGUUACCUGGGCGACCGCUUCAACAGAAAGGUCAUCCUGAGCUGUGGCAUUCUCUUCUGGUCCAUUGUUACCCUGUUGAGCUCCUUCAUCAGUAAAGAGUACUUCUGGCUGUUUGUGCUCUCCAGAGGACUCGUGGGCAUCGGAGAAUCCAGCUACUCCUCCAUCUCUCCCACCAUCAUAGGAGACCUCUUUACUAGUAACACCCGCACCAUGAUGCUCUCUGUCUUCUACCUGGCCAUCCCCCUGGGAAGCGGGCUGGGCUACAUCCUGGGCUCCAGCGCCAAGGAGGCUGCAGGAGACUGGCACUGGGCACUCAGGGUUUCCCCAGUUUUAGGCAUCACUGCAAGCGUUCUCAUCCUGCUCCUUGUCCCUGACCCAAAGAGAGGGAGCGCCGAUCAGCUGGGAGGUCGCAUCAGGAGCCGCACCUCCUGGUUGUGUGACAUGAAAGCGCUCGCCAAGAAUCGGAGCUACGUGUUCUCCUCCUUGGCUUCGGCAGCGGUCUCCUUUGCCACGGGUGCGUUUGGUAUAUGGAUUCCUGGCUACCUGUUUAGAGCCCGGGUGGUGCAGAAGACGGCAGAGGCUUGCACAAAAGAGAUUUGCAGUAGCACGGACAGCAUGGUGUUCGGGGCCAUCACAUGUGUGACGGGGCUGUUAGGCGUGGUCAUCGGGGCUCUCACCACACGCCUGUGUCGCCAGAAGACAGAACGAGCCGACCCUCUGGUGUGCGCCGUCAGCAUGCUGGGCUCGGCCAUCUUCAUCUGCCUCAUCUUCGUGGUGGCCAAGAAGAGCAUCAUUGGAGCUUACGUUUGUAUCUUUAUUGGAGAGACGCUGCUUUUCCUCAACUGGGCCAUAACAGCAGACAUCUUAAUGUUUGUUGUUAUACCCACGCGGAGAGCAACAGCUGUCGCGUUCCAGAGCUUCACCUCUCAUCUCCUGGGCGAUGCAGGAAGUCCGUACCUGAUAGGCCUGAUCUCGGACGCCCUUCAGCAGAAGUACACUACAUCAGCACUGUGGCGGUUCCUGAGUUUGGGCUAUGCCCUCAUGCUUUGUCCCUUCAUCAUCGUCCUGGGGGGCAUGUUUUUCCUGGCCACCGCGCUCUAUUUCCUGGAUGACAAAGAUAAAGCCGAGGCCCAGUGUAACCAGGCAACACAGCCCCCUUCAGUCAAGGUGACGAGCAAAUGAGGAGCUACCUGAAUGCACAACCAAACCUGACAAAGGAUGACUAGACGGCGAUAAAAGAAAGGCUUCUUUAUGCUCCCAGUCAUCCUCCCCAAGAUCAUCAUCCUCCUCCUCCUCCUCUUGGCUCCUGCUGCUCUCUGUUUUUUUACAGUCUCGCUGAGGUGACUGGAAAGAGGGAGCGUCUUGCCCCUCCUUCUAAACCACAGCCCGGUGAGAAGGUGCUCAACCCACCCUCCACUUGGAUCGUGUCCUCCUCGCCUCUGUGAGGAUCCUCUGAACUUUUGCAGGCCAAGUCCGCCGUAAGCCCUCCUGAUGCUAAACUACUGAAUGCUGACCACGAACCUGCCCUGUCUGUCUGCCUGUCUGUCUCUUAUCGGCUGUCGAUCUGCAACAAGUGCCAUAGCAUCAUUACAUUCCUUCGGAUUUGCACUGACCGCCAACAGCCCUCAUCACUAGCUAUGUUUACAUGCAUUCGACUAAGCCACGCAUGCUCUGCUGAAGCUAAAGCAGCUGCAGGAAAACGCAGCAGCGGUGCAGGCGUUGUUUAUCUCUUUAAACAAGUGACUGAUGUCGCAUUACUCAUCACAGUCUCGCCGCAGUAACAGCAGAAACAGCAAAUUCAGUGUUUACACCAUAAAUCCAGUAUUUUCACAGUGAAAGUUUUGCCGUGCAUGUAAACAAGCUAGAGCCAAAAAUGUGUUGCUUUGGGAAAGGUCAGUGAACGAGCCUUAAAGUCGGAGCUUUCACACCUGCAGAUGUUUCUUUGAGCCCCGCGUGCGUUUCCACUUGGAUGAGAACUCGUUAUGUUCGGAUUGUUUGUGUCGUUUUCUGUUUAUGUCGGAUUUGAAGCUGGAGGUUACUGCCUAUGAUUGUUUCCUAACCGUGAUGAUGCAGUCUGGGCAAUUUAAAGUGGACACUGGAUAUGUAUAGUUUAUAUAAUUUAUAUUUAUAAUUUAUUCUAUUCAUGCUUUUUCCAAAAGUCAAUGUCAUGCUAGUCUUUUGACUGUUUAUGUACACGAGAAGCAAUACUAAGAACAUUUAGAAGAAACCAACCUUUUUGUUUCACACUGCCUUAUCAGUGAGCUCGGCUUCCCUUUAAAGAGGUCGCUCUCUGAUGGUUGGUUUUGAAUUUCUGGACACACCACCCACCCACACAGGGGCCGAGUCGCUCUUAAUGGUGGAUCGCAGUCCAAUCAUCAGCGGUUACAAUAACAGGCAUUGUGAAAAGAGGCCCUUCCCCUCCAACUGCAGAUAUCCCAUUGCAUCAGUUUAUUAGCGAGGGGAAUCAAAAUCCCAGACAGGAACAGGAAACGCGAGCUCGUAUCGUUGCAAACUGAUGAAUGAGGAAUCCCCCUAAAGAGCUGAAAGAGCUUCAUUUCUGCCUGCCGUUUCCAUGGGUACACAUCUCUCACGAAGAAAACAAAACAACAAUUGUCAGUGAGGGAAGCUAUAGCAUGUAGCUUGCACAUAACACAAGCGAUGGUGAAGGGUGAAAGUGAUUAUUGUGAAACCUCAGAGCCACUAAUGGGAUCCCAGGUUUUUAAGGGGGAAAGAUGCACUUUGCAGACCUGGAAGGAACCACAGAAGGCAGAGGAUGCACUGACCUUAGCUGAGGAACAAAAGGAGACUCCGAGGUGGUUCCUGUAGCAUUGAUGUGUGACUCACUGGCUGUGUGGGGGUGCUGUGUGGGCUGUGUCCUUGCUGCCAGAUCAUUAGCUUUAGCUUCUUCCUCCAACUGCGUGGAGCUCUCUGAAUGUGAUUCUGUCCCACCCGAUGUGUUUACACCACCUUCAUCUUCUUAACGAACUAAGCUUCUUACCUUCCAUUUAUUGAUCUUCUUUUCCUUUGUAAUGUUGUCAGAGGACUUUUUGAAUACCUACAGUAGAGAUAUAUAAAGCUAUACCAUGCAGCGAUUUUAAUAUAUUGUAAAUGAUGGCUUGGAUGCAAUGUAUUUAUUUGUUUGUUACAUAUUGAAGAAUAUUCUAUAAAGGGAAAUUUAAGGCUGCAGUAUAAUAGACUGAGCCAUGUGUCACUGGGUUGGAAACCUUUUCCUGUCAUACUGAAACAACACACGCCCCUUUUGCAUUAGCUGGAUUACGAUUGGACAUCUCCCACGUGUAGACACAGAAAUAAAUGCAAUGGGUUGUUUUUAAGACACAUUAGUCUCAUUGUAAGGAUGCAAUUUAUAUUAAGCUCAUUUAUGUGUUUUUAUUUGUAGAUUCAAAACCAUUUUUGCACAUUUAAUGAUCAGGGAUUUCUUUGAGCCACCGCCUCGCACCAUCGACGGCCCGGCCUCUCGGCGCUAGCGUGUCGUCGUCUGUCAUCCGUAGGAACUUCCGCUCUGAUCAGACGAGCCAUGGAUCGAGUUUCACGUUGCCAAAAUUCAGUUGAUUUAGCACCAGUCCGUCCUUUUAUCUGUCGUAAAUGUAUGUUAACAAUCACUGAAGUGAUGUCUCGAGGAAAUGCUUCUUGUCAUACAAGAGUCUGUACAAAUAAACUCACGUUGAGCAGAAGAGAAAAAAACAAAAAACAGAAGUUAUUUUUAUUUUUAGAGGACGUCAGUACACGUGUCCGAGAAGUCAAAGGGUAUUCUUUUAGAGCUGGAAUGUGAUGCUCCCGUGGGUGGAUGAUGGAAAAAUGUACAGGUCUGUAAAUCAAAUAAACCUAUUCACACACACGUCUGUGCGUCUCUGUGUGUCUGUAACGCCACGGCCAUGUGUGUUCAUGGCGUUUGCUUCGUCUCGCUGUGUGAAUCUGAGGACAGCUCGCACUGCAGCAGCGCCUCGACUGAUAUUUAGAGGCUGCGCGUAAACUAGAGCAAGAAUCUGUGUGUUUAAAUAGUGCUUUAAUGUUCGGUGCAAGGAUCAGUUCUGGCUGGAGUUGCAGAUAUUAAUCUGUAACGUAGUUUGUUUGUAACUUUAAUACAAGGAU
Messenger RNA from Haplochromis burtoni (Burton's mouthbrooder), 8368 nucleotides. It is a transcript of the gene spns2, whose product is annotated as spinster homolog 2 (Drosophila). The transcript is spliced from 12 exons. The record is from RefSeq and is a predicted model, not a curated record. Bases 4238 to 5440 code for a protein of 400 amino acids. Gene Ontology annotation, biological process: sphingosine-1-phosphate receptor signaling pathway; transmembrane transport; lipid transport. Gene Ontology annotation, molecular function: transmembrane transporter activity; sphingolipid intramembrane carrier activity. NCBI's taxonomy places the organism in Eukaryota, Metazoa, Chordata, Actinopteri, Cichliformes, Cichlidae. Gene Ontology annotation, cellular component: membrane.